GUUUGGAUGUUUUAUUUAUAACAUCCGAUGAUAUGGUCUAUGGUUUUGGUAAUAACGGUGAGGGAUGUCUGGGUUUUGGUCACAACACACCCGUACUAUCACCACAACUGAUCCCAAAAUUAUGUCACCAAAACAUCCAAUACUUCGUGAAUGGCAUGAAUUUUGUGAUAGCAGUGAACGCCGGGAAUCAGAUCUACGGUUUCGGUACUAAUACUUGCGGCCAAUUGGCCCGCAAUCGAAACACUCGUCGAUAUAACCAAAAACCAGAGAUAAUCACAUAUUUUAAUGAUAAAAACGUGGUACAAAUCCGUUGCGCAUACGUCCACGUGAUGGCCCUCACCGGCGAUGGCCGGGUGUAUGUCUGGGGCGGCAAUAGUUUUGGCCAAAUUGGUUACGGAGACAAUAGUUGUGACAAUGAGUUUAUUUGUGCGCCAAUUGAGAUCAAAUUUGGUGAUAAUUAUAAUAUACGUGAACUUUAUUGUUUCACUUCCACCUCGUUUGCCAUCACCAGCGAUGGCCAUGUGUUCAGUUGGGGUGACAAUAGUUGCCACCAAUUGGGACACAAUCUGGCCGAUGGUGUGUCGGCGUGGGGGACACAGAUGCAAUUCAUUGAGAUGUCAGCCAUAGGUUCGGGUGGUUUUGGGACUGUAUUUAAAGUAAAGCAUAGAUUGGAUGACAAGAUAUAUGCCGUUAAGAGACUUCAAUUUGUGGAUAUUAGUGGAGAAACAAAACAAACAGUUGUCGAAGAAGUCAAUAGUUUAUCAAAACUGGACUCAGAUUUUGUGGUCAAAUUUGAAGAUUCAUGGCUUGAGUCCAAUCAUCUCUACAUUCAAAUGCAAUUCUAUUCGCAAAGUCUUCGAACUGUUCUCAAAGACAAACCCAUUGUCUUCGGGAGACAACCAGAAGACCAGAUGACUGUCUUUGAAUACUUUACUUCAUCUGAAAUAUUCAAAGAACUCUUAGAAUGUGUUGAAUAUCUUCACUCAUUGGAUCCACCAGUCAUUCAUCGGAAUCUCAAACCGGAAAACAUAUUAAUUGAUCCCAACUUUACAUCCAAUCGUUGUGUAAAAGUAUGUGACUUUGGUUUAGCCACUGAUCACAACAACGAUAGACAAACUGUGAGUCCAUUUGUUCACACAGUUUGUGGUACUUUUGGAUAUAUAGCGCCCGAAGUACUUAUUGGUAAACAAUAUGACCACAAAUCAGACAUUUAUAGUCUCUCUAUAAUUGGCGAAGAGUUGUUUGGCAUUCAUCUCCAGGAUUGGAAAUUAAUUGACUCGAAAAAGUUGUCGUUCAAGAAAUGCAUACAAAGCAUAUACGGGACACUUCUGGAUAUGAUGUCAACACCUUUUUGGAGACAAAGGCCUGAGUGUCGGGAAGUGUUGGCCAAACAUAACGAGUGGUCUAUCGAUAAGACUGUUGUCACGAAUCACACGGAAUUCAAUUCUACCACUCGUUAUGUUUGGCCAACACUUCCCGACACUCAGGUCUUUGUCUCCAAAACGGUGUUGACAUCAUCUCCAGAAGUGUCCCUAAUAAAAUACUUACUCCUGGAGAUCAAUACCAAACAACUCUUCGCCGAUUAUAGAGAGGCUAUAAAUGUC
Messenger RNA from Medioppia subpectinata, 1604 nucleotides. Lineage: Eukaryota; Metazoa; Arthropoda; Arachnida; Sarcoptiformes; Oppiidae. The record is from the annotation of a GenBank genome assembly.